Musca vetustissima is the source of this 1246-nucleotide messenger RNA. RefSeq names its product odorant receptor 45a-like. Gene Ontology annotation, cellular component: plasma membrane. Lineage: Eukaryota; Metazoa; Arthropoda; Insecta; Diptera; Muscidae. Gene Ontology annotation, biological process: detection of chemical stimulus involved in sensory perception of smell; sensory perception of smell. The record is from RefSeq and is a predicted model, not a curated record. The coding region runs from base 1 to 1239 and encodes 412 amino acids. Gene Ontology annotation, molecular function: odorant binding; olfactory receptor activity. The transcript is spliced from 5 exons.
AUGACGAAAAUAUUAAAACGUUAUUUCCGUUUGCAGCGCUUUAUUUUCUCUGGCCUUGGCUUGGACAUUUCUGCAACACCAGAAAAAAUGGUCAAACGUCCGCUGCUGAUGAUGACUCCCCUGGUCAUGUCCAUACUCCUGUGCAUUGCCAAUGGCCAUUAUGUGCUGGAUAAUGCAAGCGAUUAUUUGGAGGCCACCGAUUCAUUGACCCUACUGUGCCAGUCGUUAAUCUCCGUGUGGAAAGUGAUUAUGGUUAUAUGGAAGCGUAAAGAAUUUGCCAAUAUGAUUGCACGUAUCGAACGUUUGAAUGUGAGGGCUGAGGGUGAAGAAUUGAAAAUCGUACGCAAAGAAAAUACUCGAGAUAUUAUUUUCUCAACCACUUACUUUGUAUUGGUAUUGCUGACGGGAGCAUGGAGCCUGCUGGUGCCGAUUUAUUUUGCUGUGCACGUUUACGUGACCACAGGUGAAGUUGAUUUACCGGUGCCGCAUAAAGCCACUUACUUUUGGAAUCAUGAACACGUUAAAGGUUAUUCUUUGGUUUACAUUUGGGACGUUUUCAUCAUCUACUUCAUAGCCUGUUCGGCUGUCAGCACCGAGAGUAUGUUCUCAUGGUUGGUGUGCAAUAUCAUUGCCCAGUUUCGUAUUCUAAUGCAUCGUUUGGAGUUGGCGUCACAGAUGAUGGCAGGCCAACCGGUUGCCAUCACCGAGCAUCAUGUGGACGAUGAUGAUGAUAAUCCCCAGAUGGGUGAACUGGAUCCAAGGGGAACAAUGGUGGAUGGCAUCAUUGCCUGUGUCAAAUUUCAUCGUCGUACUUUGCGUUUGACACAGGAGCUAAACAGUCUCUAUGGGGCCAUCAUAUUUGUAAAGUUUAUUGUUUCCGGAACGCAGAUAUGUUGCCUGGCAUUUCAUUUGGUGCGCGGUAAUAAUUCGCUAUUUAAUGUGGCCUAUUUGUGUAUGUUUCUAUCGGCGGCUGCCCUGCAAUUGAUACUGUACUGUUACAAUGGUCAGAGGCUGAAGGAUGAGAGCUUAUUGGUGACAACGAAAAUCUAUUCGACAUUCCCCUGGUCCAAGAUGCCCGUCUCAACACAACGCAUGUUGGUGAUACCAAUGAUCCGUGCCCAGCAAUUUAGUGAACUGCGUGGGGUAUUCUUUACUGUCGAUUUGAGUUUGUAUUUGUGGGUCUUUAAGACAGCUGGCUCAUUGAUUGCUGCUUUGAAAACUUUGGAGGAAGAUAAGUAAAGAAUAU